This is a messenger RNA of Esox lucius (northern pike), 1955 nucleotides long. Its product is annotated as hydroperoxide isomerase ALOXE3. Gene Ontology annotation, molecular function: protein binding; oxidoreductase activity, acting on single donors with incorporation of molecular oxygen, incorporation of two atoms of oxygen; iron ion binding. Lineage: Eukaryota; Metazoa; Chordata; Actinopteri; Esociformes; Esocidae. The coding region runs from base 1 to 1899 and encodes 632 amino acids. Gene Ontology annotation, biological process: lipid oxidation; linoleic acid metabolic process. The record is from RefSeq and is a predicted model, not a curated record. The transcript is spliced from 14 exons.
AUGGCAAAGACAAGGAACACCUCUGUGAUCACUCCCUCGUCUCUGGGGCGCCUCCUCCUUGUUAAACUGGAAAAAGAGAAGUAUCUCUUCUUUCCAGAAGAUGAGUUGUUCUGUUCCACGGUAGUUGUAACGACACCUGAGAAGGAUGUCGUCCACUUCCCCUGUUACAGAUGGGUGUCCAGAGGAAAGGCUGUGGAGCUGAGAGGGGGAAAAGCCAGUAAAGCUUUUGAGGAUGAGCUUCCCUUACUGGUGGACCAUCGUAAAAAGGAGCUGGACCUUCAUCAGGGACUGUUUACGUGGAAAGCAUUUGCUGACGGACUUCCACAUUUGAACAGUGUCAAAGAACCCACAAAACUUCCUGUUGAACUUGCCUUUUCUAUUUCCAAGGAGGUCGAGACAACCUACACAAGAGAAUCAGGAAUGAUUGAGCUCAAAAUGAAGGGAUUUGCAGAUUCCAGCAAGACGUGGGAAGACUUGGAUAUGAUGAAACAAGUCUUCUGGUUCAAAAAGACACCCAUCUCAGAAUAUGUUUCUGAGCAUUGGAAGGAGGAUGAGUUUUUCGGGUCUCAGUUUCUAAAUGGAGCCAACCCCAAUGUUAUCCAGCGGUGCUCAGUGCUUCCUCUUAACUUCCCUGUCACUGACCAGAUGGUACAGCGCUUUCUGGAGAAAGGGAGUUCACUGGAGAUGGAAAUGAGAAAAGGAAACCUAUUCCUUUGUGACUACAAGAGGCUUCAGGGUGUGCCAACCUACGAGGUCAAUGGCAAACCACUGCCCCUCACUGCUGCCUUUUGUCUUUUCUACAAGAACCCAGAGGACAAACUGCUGCCUAUCGCCAUUCAGCUUAAUCAGCAGCACUCGGAGCAGAACCCCAUAUUUCUGCCUAGCGACUCUGAGAAUGACUGGCUGCUCGCCAAGAUGUUUGUGAGGAACGCAGAUUUCACUGAACACCAGUAUAGCUACCAUCUACUGGCCACUCAUUUACUGGCUGAGGUCUUUGCAAUGGCAACUCUCCGGAACCUUCCAAUCAUGCAUCCACUUUACAAGUUGCUGAUCCCCCACUUCCGUUACACUGUUGCAAUAAACACCAUUAGUUUUAAACAGCAUUUUGGAACCGGAGCUGGAACCGGAGCUGGAACCGGAGAAACCACUUUAGGAUUGGAAGGGUUGAAGGAACUCUUGAAAAGGGCACACUCAGAAAUCACCUACAGCUCUCUCUGUCUGCCCGAGAACAUCAUUGCACGAGGACUGGACACCAUCCCAAACUUUUACUACAGGGAUGAUGGCAUCAAGCUGUGGGACAUCAUCAAUACCUUUGUCCAGAAGAUGGUUGAGCACUUCUACCCCUCUGACAGUGAGGUCUCCAGGGACUCUGAGCUUCAGAACUGGAUUAAUGAGAUCUUCAUCCAUGGGUUUCUUGGAAACGUCCAGUCAGAAAUCCCCCAGGAAUUUCACACAGUAAAGCAGGUCAUCCAAUUCAUCACCAUGGUGAUCUUCAAUGUGUCUGCACAACAUUCCGCAGUCAAUAUGGGACAGUUUGACUACUGCAGUUGGAUAGCCAACAGUCCUCCAUUUCUACGUAAAGCUCCCCCUGCCACUAAGGGGAGCUCUACCAUGAGCACCAUUUUGGAGACACUACCAGAUGUUGGCUCAACAGUGAAAGGCAUGGCUUCCAUGUGGCUGCAAAGCAAGAGAUACUCAGACUUUAUUCCCCUUGGCUCAUACCCAGAGGAGUACUUUGACGAGGAUGAGAAAUACUUUGAUGUGACCAAGAAGAUCAUGAAGUACUUUCAGGCAGAGUUGUCUUAUCUCAGCGAGUCAAUUGAUGAAAGGAAUUCCACACUUACAAUACCGUAUAACUACCUAAACCCUGCUGAGAUGGAAAACAGUGUAUCCCUGUGAGUCAGUUUACUUCACCGUAGGACUAAGCAUCCACUAAUGCAUGCAAGCAGUGUAGU